UUAAAUCCUUGCAGGUAAGUGUACCCAAAGGUUCUCUCUGCAACCUAAGUGUGAAAGUUAAUGUUGGACUGCCCCCCGAAACUGUGUAUGACAUUGUAACUGAUCCUGAAAAUAAAAGAGUCUUCAAGAAUAUCAAGGAAGUAGUAUCAAGGAAGGUGCUGGUUGAUGAAGGUUUAAGACAAGUGGUGGAAUUAGAGCAAGCCGCAAUAUGGAGAUUUCUUUGGUGGUCAGGAACUAUAGCUGUUCAUGUAUUAGUGGACCAGAACAGAGAAAACCACACAGUAAUGACCGACAUGAUCACUGAUUAAUUGCUAGGUUUUUAUAUGUUAGACCACAUUGCCUAUUUUUUAUCUGUUAUAUCACUAAUUAACAGAAAAAGGUGAGAAACCUAUCAUGCAAGUAUUAGCUUGGCCAGUAGUAAUUGAACUUUCAGUAAUCCAGUAUAUUUCUGCAUUAAGUUUGAUGCUGAA
Molecule: messenger RNA, 470 nt
Organism: Nicotiana attenuata
Lineage: Eukaryota; Viridiplantae; Streptophyta; Magnoliopsida; Solanales; Solanaceae
Exons: 2
Source: RefSeq, a predicted model, not a curated record